CGAGUGAAAUGAUGUGUAAAUUGGAAAUCCAAUGAUAAAACAAAAGCUAACAUACUAAAGCAAGUAUAAUCGCAAGUAAACGACAAGUGAACAAUACGAUAGUGAAAUAAAAAAUGGCCAAUCCGAGCAAGUUGAAUCCACACGACCGGCACGAUGAGUACGCAUCGGAGAGCUAUUUGCGCCGAAUAAAGGCCGAAAUCAGAAAGACAAAUAAACCAAUUAUGGAAAAGAAACGACGCGCCCGUAUCAACAAUUAUUUGAACGAUCUCAAGGGACUGUUGCUGGAUGCGAUGAAAAAGGAUCCGGUCCGUCAUUCCAAGCUGGAGAAGGCGGACAUACUCGACCUGACGGUGAAACAUCUGCAGGACAUUGAGCGACGCCGGCUCAACGUGGCAAUGGCCGUCGAUCCGACGGUACCGGAAAAGUUUGCCACCGGGUACCGGGAGUGUAUCGAUGAGAUUGGGAAGUACUUCGAUACGCUCGGUUCAGUGGACGAAGGGCUGAAGGCGCGCGUUCGAAAGCACCUGGAAAGUUGUCUCACCUUUCAACCGGGCAGAUCGUUUCCGGCUGGUUUGGGUGGUGGACAACACCCGUUCGGGUUUGCCGGGCUUCCACUACAGUCGCCGGACGAUAUCAACAACAACAGCAGCAGUGGCAAUGGGUUGCUAAAUCGCACCAUUGCCAACAACCUGUCGCUAAUGUUCCCGGCGGGUAUUCCUUUUCCCACCGGCGAUACGUCGUCGAUACCAUUCCAUCCGUUUCCUUUCUUUGGCCCGUUGCGUGGCGCGACCCUUUCGAACCCUGUCCAUCCGAGCGCUGGCAAAGAACCGACGGUCGUUCGACCACCUGGGAUCGAUACACGGGAAGAUAGACCACCGAGCGCCCUAACCGUACCGAGCCCACCGGCCAGCCCAACGAAUGGCGAUGGGACUGGGGACGGUACGACCCUUAAAACACCGAUGGGAAAAACUGGCACACUAAGCGAUCACAAGAUGGAACGACUUUUGUCCAUCUUUCCGACUCCUCCCUCGCCGGAAGAACAGCCUUGCCGAAGUCGGUUGGGGAAGUUGGGACAUCAUUUUAACAGUUCUCCCUUCGUGCCAACUAACGCUAUUCGAAUGGAAGAAACGCUGCAGGACGUUAGCAUGGAGAAGGUGGAAACACAAGAGGAGGAAGGAGAAACCAGCCAAGGCCAAGAGCGAAAGGAAAGUGCCGAUGAUGGAAAGGAUAAUCCGAACGGUGAAAUGUGGCGACCUUGGUAAGCGGUACGGACCGACGGCUGAAACUAAUUCUUCGACACGGUUACUCGUUCGUCGUUCGAUUUCAACGCAAAGCUUUAAGACAACCAACCCGAUGAAUGCUUUAACUAAACCAGUAAGAUAAGCUUUAAUACUAGCGUUACGGUAAGAAUGGUAACGAUCAGGAGGAAAUAUUUUCCCUCACAACAUAACAACAAAAA
Anopheles funestus (African malaria mosquito) is the source of this 1459-nucleotide messenger RNA. RefSeq names its product protein deadpan-like. Gene Ontology annotation, cellular component: nucleus. Lineage: Eukaryota; Metazoa; Arthropoda; Insecta; Diptera; Culicidae. Bases 114 to 1262 code for a protein of 382 amino acids. Gene Ontology annotation, biological process: anterior/posterior pattern specification; regulation of transcription by RNA polymerase II; regulation of neurogenesis. The transcript has 3 exons. The record is from RefSeq and is a predicted model, not a curated record. Gene Ontology annotation, molecular function: protein dimerization activity; DNA-binding transcription factor activity, RNA polymerase II-specific; RNA polymerase II cis-regulatory region sequence-specific DNA binding.